AUGGAGAACUGUCUGGCAGCCGCGGCGCUGAACGGGAUGGACCGACGUAGUCUGCAGCGUUCGGCUAGGCUGGGUCAAGAAGUGCUGGAGCGGGCCAAGAGGAGAGCGGUGGACUGGCAUUUACUGGAGCUCCCCAAAGGCAGCAUGGGAGUUCGUGCCCCAGAGGGGCAAGACCAAGAAAGACGACGGGCGGCCGACCCUCAGCGACUUCUCCCUGGAGAGAGAGAAGAAAGAUACCCAACCCUGAGUGCUUCCUUCAGAACAAUGGUUGAGUUCAUGGACUAUGCUUCAAGUCAGUGUGGGAAAUAUUAUUCAUCUGUACCAGAGGAAGUAGGGGCAAGCCAUGUUUAUCGAUACCACAGAGGGAAGUCAGAGCUGUCCUGGUGCUCAGACACAAGAACUGGUCAGAGACAAGACAAAUCCCAUGGUCAUGAAGACGUCUGUCAAAUAUCACGGUAUGACCUAGAGGCAUCCCAACCUGCUGAGAGCAUCUCUAAGGACCUCUACAUAGAAGUCUACCCAGGGACCUACUCUGUCACCGUAGGUUCGAAUGACUUAACCAAGAAGACUCAUGUGGUAGCAGUUGAUUCCGGACAGAGUGUGGACUUGGUCUUCCCCAUGUGA
Molecule: messenger RNA, 624 nt
Organism: Chrysochloris asiatica (Cape golden mole)
Lineage: Eukaryota; Metazoa; Chordata; Mammalia; Afrosoricida; Chrysochloridae
Gene: AKIP1
Product: A kinase (PRKA) interacting protein 1
Exons: 5
Coding region: 1-624 (207 amino acids)
Biological process (GO): regulation of non-canonical NF-kappaB signal transduction
Cellular component (GO): nucleoplasm
Source: RefSeq, a predicted model, not a curated record